Sinocyclocheilus grahami is the source of this 3145-nucleotide messenger RNA. Its product is annotated as integrin alpha-11-like. The record is from RefSeq and is a predicted model, not a curated record. Gene Ontology annotation, biological process: integrin-mediated signaling pathway; cell-cell adhesion; cell adhesion mediated by integrin. NCBI's taxonomy places the organism in Eukaryota, Metazoa, Chordata, Actinopteri, Cypriniformes, Cyprinidae. Gene Ontology annotation, molecular function: integrin binding. The transcript is spliced from 25 exons. Gene Ontology annotation, cellular component: integrin complex; external side of plasma membrane. The annotation marks the transcript as partial.
UCGAUCAGAACCGACUGUCUGCUCUUGCUGUGAUGCACACAAACACACCGACUGAUUCACGUGUGAACUUAUGGAGUACACUCACAUCUAUCUGCUGUGGAUCGCCGCUCUGAUGCCAGGGCGGCGGACCUGCUUUAAUAUCGAUACCAGACAUGCAAAAAUCAUUAAGGGGUCGACGGAGGCUCAGUUUGGAUAUACGGUUCAACAACACGAGGCAGACGGCCGCAAAUGGCUCCUGGUCGGAGCUCCCUUUGAGAGCAGCGGUGAACAGCAGACAGGUGACGUCUACAGAUGUCCACUAGACAGCAAACCUGCCGCAAACUGCACACGACUGCAUUUAGGAAAGAUAUCCCUGAACAAUGUGUCUGAACGCAAAGAUAAAAUGAGGUUGGGAAUGACUCUCACCUCAAACCCGAAAGACAACAGCUUUGUGGCGUGUGGGCCGCUGUGGUCGUACGAGUGUGGAAGCUCCUACUACAGCACAGGCAUCUGUUCAAGAGUCAACAGCAGCUUCAACUUCACCCACAGCAUCGCUCCAGCCUUUCAAAGAUGCGAGACCUACAUGGACAUAGUGAUUGUGUUAGAUGGAUCCAACUCCAUCUACCCCUGGUACGAGGUUCAAGAUUUCCUGAUAAAUGUGCUGCAGAAGUUUUACAUCGGUCCAGGACAGAUCCAGGUAGGGGUGGUCCAGUACGGUGCGAGAGUGGUGAACGAGUUUCGGCUGGAUGAUUUCCGUACGGUUGAGGAGGUUGUCGAGGCAGCUAAGAAUGUGGACCAGCGAGGCGGAGAGGAAACACGCACAGCUCUCGCAAUCAGUGAGGCUCGAACUCAAGCAUUCAAACAUGGAGGACGUCCAGACGCCAAGAAAGUCAUGAUUGUCAUCACUGACGGAGAAUCGCACGACAGCCCAAACCUUCGGAAAGCCGUGGAGGAAAGUGAGAAGGAUAAUAUCACCUUGUACGGUAUUGCGGUUCUUGGCUACUAUAAUCGGCGAGGGAUCAAUCCUGAAGCUUUUCUGAGGGAAAUCAAGUUCAUCGCCACCGACCCCGAGGAGCACUUCUUCAGCGUCACCGACGAGUCUGCCUUGAAGGAUAUCGUCGAUGCUCUGGGAGAGAAGAUCUUCAGCUUGGAGGGCACCAACCAGAAUGGCACGGCCUUUGGUUUGCAGAUGUCUCAAGCUGGAUUCUCUUCACAUAUCGUGGAGGACGGGAUUCUGGUUGGUGCCGUCGGGGCGUAUGAUUGGAACGGAGCUGUUCUUAUGGAGACCCGUCAUGGUAAAGUCAUCCCAGCCAAGUCCUCUUACAUGAAAGAGUUCCCAGAGGAACUGAAGAACCACGGAGCGUAUCUGGGGUACAUGGUGUCAUCGGUGGUCUCGGCUCAACAUGGUCAGCUGUAUGUCGCUGGAGCCCCUCGAUUUAACCACACGGGGAAGGUCAUCAUCUUCACGCUGACCAACAGCGGCAACCUCACCAUACUGUACUCGCUCUACGGACAGCAGAUCGGCUCAUAUUAUGGAAGUCAGCUGGCACCGAUUGAUCUGGACUACGAUGGAUUGACGGAUCUUUUACUUGUCGGAGCUCCCAUGUACUUCUACAAAGGGUGGGAGAAAGGCCGAGUUUACAUCUACACCAUCAACUUACAGGGCUCUUUUAUACCAGAUGGGAGUCUUGGACCAUCAGAAAAGAGCCAUGAUUCUCGGUUUGGUGCGGUUAUGUCCACCCUUCCGGACUUGAAUGGUGACGGCUUCACUGAGCUAGUUGUGGGUGCACCACUGGAGGACAAUCACAGAGGAGCCAUCUACCUCUUCUACGGCAAACAAAACAGCAUCCAACCCAAAUACAAACAGAGAAUAGCCGCUGGUGACAUCUCUCCAGGUCUGCGUUAUUUUGGCCGCAGUGUUCAUGGGAUGAUGGAUGUGAAUGGAGAUGCGCUCAUAGAUCUGUCCGUGGGCUCUUUAGGGGCCGCGGUUCUGCUUUGGUCUCGCAGUGUCGUCCGCGUGGGGAUCAGCAUUCAUUUUGAGCCUUCAAAAAUCAAUGUUUUUAAUAAAGACUGCACUCGAGGAGGUCGAGAAGUGUCGUGUAUGUUGGCCACAGUUUGUCUGAACGUCACGGCGCGGACACCGAUGACGGAUCCAAAAACAGUCGCGCUGAGGUACAGCUUUGGUUUCGAGGAGAGCAGAUAUUUCCCCAGAGCCGUGUUGGACAGCACUGAAGACCCGCAGCCCAGAGACAUCACCCUGCGGCCGGACUCAGAUUACUGCCUGCAAGUGCUCUUCCACGUCCAUGAAGUGACCGACUACACACGACCCCUGAUCUUCACUGUUAACAUCGGCCUGCAGAGCGCAGAUGAAGGGCCGGUGCUGGACGACGGGUGGCCCACCAGCCUGCAGUCAGAGCUUCCGUUCUGGAACGGUUGUGAUAAUGACGAUCAGUGCGUUCCCAACCUCGUCCUGCAGAGCAGCUCUGAUCUGUUAGACCGCAGGCAGUUCUGCGGGCGACGCGAGCGCUCCUCGUGGCCGGUGUGUGUGCAUCAGAGGACGAGCGGCGAGCGUUUGGUGGAGGCAAGCCGGAGGAAAGUUCUGGUGGAGACGCGUUUGGAGAACCAAGGAGAAAACUCAUACGGCACGAUCCUGCACAUCACGCAUUCUCCAAACCUCCAGUUCUCCAGUCUGGUGCUGAAGGCACCUUCAGACAUUGCGAUCGAGUGCCCGAACUCUGAUGAUACGAGUCUCUACCGAACCUGCAACGUCAGCGCGCCGUUCAUGAGGUCACAUGCUCAGGUGUAUUUUCGACUGGAGUUUGAGUUCAGCAGAUCUGUCUUCUUGAACUUCGUUCAGGUCACGCUGAAGGUCUCCAGUGAAGGUGAAGAAAUGUCUCCAGAGGACAACAUCAAUGACAUUUAUCAUAAUCUGAAAUAUGAGGCUGAUAUUCUCUUCACAAGAGGGUCCAGCCCGUCCCGUUUUGAGAUCAAACCUGAGCUUGAUCGGAGCCUCAGUGUUGGGACCGGACCGCCCUUCAACCUCUCUUAUCAGAUCCAAAAUCUGGGCAUGUUUCCCGUAUCUGAGCUUCUCUUCACGCUAAACAUCUUCGCUGUGACCAGAAACGCAAACGCUCUCCUGCGCCUCUCAGACUUGGGUAUCGAUCAG